Messenger RNA from Pristis pectinata (smalltooth sawfish), 4331 nucleotides. RefSeq names its product hepatocyte nuclear factor 4, alpha (gene hnf4a). The record is from RefSeq and is a predicted model, not a curated record. The transcript is spliced from 11 exons. The coding region runs from base 112 to 1524 and encodes 470 amino acids. Gene Ontology annotation, molecular function: nuclear receptor activity; zinc ion binding; RNA polymerase II cis-regulatory region sequence-specific DNA binding. Lineage: Eukaryota; Metazoa; Chordata; Chondrichthyes; Rhinopristiformes; Pristidae. Gene Ontology annotation, biological process: cell differentiation; positive regulation of transcription by RNA polymerase II; anatomical structure development.
UACUUGUUAAACAUCAUAGCUGAUAGAGACUCAGUCAAUGCAAGCCUGGCAGAGUGGUCGUCAACCUUCAGAGAAGUUCACUGAAAGGAGGAUUGUGGAGUUUUGGUAACGAUGCGCUUGUCGAAAGCUCUGAUAGAAAUGGAUUUGCCAGAUUACACAGCAGCCUUAGAUCCUGCUUACACAACUCUGGAGUUUGAGAAUAUGCAAGUGUUAGCAAUGGGUAAUGAGACAUCUCCAACUGAAGCCACCAACAUGAAUGUGUCUAACAGCCUUGCGGUCGGUGCUCUUUGUGCAAUCUGUGGUGACCGAGCUACAGGAAAACAUUAUGGUGCUUCCAGCUGUGAUGGCUGCAAAGGCUUCUUCAGACGAAGUGUCCGAAAAAAUCAUAUGUAUUCUUGCAGGUUUAACAGACAAUGCAUUGUAGACAAGGACAAACGAAACCAAUGUAGAUACUGCAGAUUAAAAAAGUGCUUUCGUGCAGGGAUGAAAAAGGAAGCUGUGCAGAAUGAAAGAGACAGAAUAAGUACAAGGAGGUCAAGCUACGAGGACAGCAGUUUGCCUUCAAUCAAUGCGCUCAUACAAGCAGAAGUUCUUUCUCGACAGAUCUCCUCUCCUGUUUCAGUUAUAAACAGUGACAUCAGAUCUAAAAAGAUUGCAGUGAUAAGUGACGUUUGUGAGUCCAUGAAACAGCAACUUUUGGUCCUGGUGGAGUGGGCCAAAUACAUCCCAGCUUUCUGUGAGCUAGCACUGGAUGAUCAGGUUGCUUUGUUACGAGCUCAUGCUGGGGAACACUUAUUGCUUGGAGCUGCAAAACGUUCCAUGAUGUACAAAGAUGUUCUGCUCCUAGGAAAUGACUACAUCAUACCACGCAAUUGCCCAGAGCUGGAAAUAAGCCGUGUAGCAACUAGAAUUCUAGAUGAACUAGUUCAGACAUUUCAGGAGAUCCAGAUAGAUGACAAUGAAUAUGCUUGCUUAAAAGCCAUUGUUUUCUUUGAUCCAGAUGCUAAGGGCCUCAGUAACCCUGCCAAAAUCAAGCGCAUGCGGUUCCAAGUACAAGUCAGUUUGGAGGACUAUAUUAAUGACAGACAAUAUGACUCUCGUGGUCGAUUUGGAGAGCUGCUGCUAUUGCUACCCACACUACAGAGCAUCACCUGGCAAAUGAUAGAGCAAAUCCAGUUUGUCAAACUCUUUGGGAUGGCUAAAAUUGACAACUUGCUUCAAGAAAUGCUUCUAGGAGGUACUGCGAACGAGACACCACAUACACACCACUCACUACAUCCUCACCUGGUCCAGGAACACCUGGCAAGUAAUGUAAUAGUGGCCAGUACAAUGCCUGCUCCAGUACACAAUGGGCAGAUCUCUACACCUGAAACUCCUUUACCAUCUCCUCCUGGAGGUUCUGCAUCAGAGCCAUACAAAUUAGUAGCAGGCUCUGUACCACCAGUAUCAAAACCACCAGCAUCCAUUCCAAAACAAGAGGCUAUAUUGGAGUCUCACAUCCCUUUUUCUACCAGCUGUACUUAACUGAACUACAAGAUAAGUACUAACAGUUUGCCUUGCCUUCAAACACUUGCUUCUUCCACAUAAUAAUCGCAGAGGAUUUAUAACCGAAUGAUAAAGGGAUCACACAGGAACCAAAUAUUAAAGUGUAUUACUGGACAAUCAUUCAAUGCCUCCAAUAUUACAACAGCAAUUAUUCUUCAAAAGUACUUUUAGAGUGUGGUGUAAUUUGGAAUGUCCUGCCUUUGUGAAAAGUCCUUUAUAAUUCCAAGUUUUUUUUUCCUUUUUUAUGUUGUUUUGGGGGAAUUUUUGUCAAGGCACUUCCCUCACCUCCUGUUGUUACGGCAGAGAAUCAUAGAAAUUCCAGAUAAUGUACAAUUAACUUACAGGCUCAAUAAUUGUUCCAAAAUCUACUUCAAAGCUCAAGCAAGUUUUCUAUAGAUACAAAUGUUUGCUGCAGUACAAACUAAUAAUAAGGGGAUUUUAUGCAACAAUGAUAUGGAGGCAUACAUGUAUUUCCAGGCAAUGACAAAUGCAAGCUUUUUUAAAAAGCCCAUAAGUAUAUCUUUGGAAAGUAUGGGAAGCCUUGUCAUUUUGUAACACAUACUUCAAGUUUAUCACUUGAAUCCACGCGAGUUCAUUUUUGUAACUUUGUGAGACUGACUUGUGUGUCUGGGAACGUCUGUCUCCACCAACAUGAUUUCAAAUACUAUAAAAGCCAUUAAAUUCAGGGUGCACUACCUCAGAAAUAUUUCACUUAAAAAAGACACCUCUGCUAAUUCAUAUUAAGCAGAUUUUCUCCUUUCUCUGUCCUACAAUUUUUAAAUGAGAAUUGUUUAUUUCUAUCUAUUAAUAAUGAGCCAAUGAUAUUGUGUUCAUAUUUUAAUUUCAGUUUGUAGGGAUAUAUCAUUUAAAGUAUAUUCUAUCUUUAAUAGAGGUAUAAAAUGUGAAAAUUCACACGUUCUUUGCUUUAUCAGAUGCCAGAGUUAUAAAUCCAAAUAUUUUUAUUUUAGUGAUUAAAAGCCAGGCAGCAAAGGUUAUUUUUGAUAUGAUUAUUACAGCCAGAUUAUGCUGUGAAUUCCUUCAUCUAUAAACAGAAUUUCUGUGUUCUAGCAUAUUUAUUAAAAUCCAUUUUUAUAUCAAAGUGAUUUGUUUUAUCCUUGUAUAAAGAAGUCCCAAAUUCACACAAAACAACUCACCCAAUAUAAUGUGUCCUUCAUUCCUCUGGGAUAAUUUUUGGCCUUUUUUAAUAAACUGAAGACUUAACUGAGUAAGAAAAUCCUCACUGGAUUGUAAAGAGCAUGCUAAGAUACACAGUUUAUGACAUAAUAAUGAAUAGAGCAUUUAAAGCAUUUUCCUUGAUCCAUCAUGUUGCGACACAUUGAUUCCUGCAACAUUUAGAGAUCCGUUUCUCAGAAAUCCAUGAAGUGAUUUCAAAAGUUUUUCAAGUAAUCUUACGACAAUGCAUACUUGCCAUUGAUGAUCCAGUGUCGAUUCAACACAGUAUAAAAAAUAUUAUUUCAACCUUGUAAUAGUUGGACAAUCUGAUGGUUAAUGGGAUUUUAUCAUAGGAGGUGGCAUUAGCACAUUGCGCCAACUCUUUUUUUAAAAAAAAAUGGAUUGCGGGACUGAUUGAGUGUACGGAAGCUAGGAUCUAGGGCAAAUUCGCACACUUAAAAUCAAUUAGAUACACUGACCCUAAAAAUCAACAAUAAUGUCAGAAGUCUGAAUUUUUAUUCUAAACCCACAGCAAAGAAACCAUAUAGCUGCUAGGUGCCUUCUGUCUUGACAAUCAAUAGGUGUGCUCUGCUCCAACAGUACCAAUAUUCCAAACCAGCACCACGUGUUGAUAUUCAGACCGGCUGACUGUGCCAUGAUGUGCCACUCAACAAUACCUUGAGAAACUUUUUAACUCAGUGCACUUUGAUAUUCUGAGAAGAGAUGGACUCCCACUGAAGACUUUUAUCAAAUGAAGAAAAAGGCAGGAUUCAUGCUGAGGUUAGCAUUUAAAUCAAAACUAUCCAAUCAGAUAUCAUAAUUCUUUACAUAUUUUCUGCCAACUUAAGUUAUCUCAGGAUUUCUCAAUUUUCAAAAUCUUUCUGAAGUGCAACAUCUUGCCCCAGCUUCAGUAAAAUUAAUGCUUGAAUAUGUGAAUCUAUUUACAAGAUGCAACGAUUUUGUUUUUUGAUGUGUUUUUAUUUUGUAUUUGAGUUGGAUAGAAAUGUUUCUUUUCAACAUCUCUGAUGCAAAUAUGAUGCAUUUAUUACAAAUCACAAUUCUGUUAUCAAGGGUUGAUAUCCCAACAAGUUUAGUGACAUUCAUUUUGACCUUUACUUGUUUCCAAUACAUAUGCCUGUAGUAAACCACUAACAGACUUGUCACUACAAAUUUUGCACUUCCUAUUUUUGAACUAUUUCAGUACUUUCAGCAACUGGGUGUUUUUCUCAUGGUCAUAACUGCCAGAGGCUCAAAAAUGUUUAAAAGAAAAUAGUUUUUCAUUUACCUGUGGUCAGAUAACAUUUAUUUGUAUAUAACAAAUAAAACCAAUAUUGCUAAUUACUUUAUUCUAAUAUGGGAGUAAUUUUUCUUGUAACUAUGACAUUAUUAUCAUAAAUAAUGUUGAUGAUUGAUGACAAUUAAGACAAUUAAUGAUAGUUCUUUAACAUAACUAUACUUCAUACAAUUUUUUGUCCUUGCAAUUUUAACUUUGCAAGGUAUUCCUUUAUUGGUGCAUCCUUGCAAAUGAAAAUGUUGCUGUAAGUCUCUGAAUACUGCCUCAUUGCUGAAUACUGUAAUUAUUAAUGUAUUGUUGCCAUUCUUUUAAUCCAUGU